GGACACGGGCGCGAAGUGGCGGCGAGAGGGACUCGGUCUCCGCCGCUGCCCGGCCCCGCUCUGCGCCUGCGCGGCGGCAGCGCGAGUGGCGGCGGCGGCGGGAUGGCGCUGGAGACGGUGCCCAAGGACCUGCGGCACCUCCGCGCUUGCCUGCUCUGCUCCCUCGUCAAGACCAUCGACCAGUUCGAGUACGACGGCUGCGACAACUGCGAUGCCUACCUGCAGAUGAAGGGCAACCGGGAGAUGGUCUAUGACUGCACCAGCUCCUCCUUCGACGGCAUCAUCGCCAUGAUGAGCCCUGAGGACAGCUGGGUCUCCAAGUGGCAGCGGAUCAGUAACUUCAAGCCAGGUGUCUAUGCGGUGUCUGUGACCGGCCGCCUGCCCCAAGGCAUCGUGCGGGAGCUGAAGAGCCGAGGUGUGGCCUACAAGUCCCGAGACACAGCCAUAAAGACCUGAGGGGCUGGCAGAGGCACUGCUCCAAAACCUGUCGGCUUUAGCAGUGGGGGAGGGAGCCCGGACUGGGAGGGAGCUUGCUGCCUCCUCUGGACUCUACCCGCAUGGACCAUGGACAUUCUUCUGAGCCUUGCCAAGGGGGAGGCUGUGAGUAGGUCUGGAGAGGGGUGUUUGGUGGUGGCACACAGGGCUUGGUGUGGAACAGAAGUGAACUGGGCUCUGGCUGUGUAAAUAUCUCAAUAAACAUCCUGCCUGCUCA
Molecule: messenger RNA, 712 nt
Organism: Pogoniulus pusillus (Red-fronted tinkerbird)
Lineage: Eukaryota; Metazoa; Chordata; Aves; Piciformes; Lybiidae
Gene: SUPT4H1
Product: SPT4 homolog, DSIF elongation factor subunit
Exons: 5
Coding region: 103-456 (117 amino acids)
Biological process (GO): transcription elongation-coupled chromatin remodeling; regulation of transcription elongation by RNA polymerase II
Cellular component (GO): DSIF complex; nucleus
Molecular function (GO): zinc ion binding; RNA polymerase II complex binding
Source: RefSeq, a predicted model, not a curated record